Molecule: messenger RNA, 1063 nt
Organism: Haliotis rubra (blacklip abalone)
Lineage: Eukaryota; Metazoa; Mollusca; Gastropoda; Lepetellida; Haliotidae
Exons: 3
Coding region: 83-901 (272 amino acids)
Source: RefSeq, a predicted model, not a curated record
CUGUUGUCGAUCCUGUACACUUACGCUAGUAUUUUGAGAAGCUAUUCGGACCAUUCUCCAUGUAGAUUGAGACAGUUUAGCGAUGCCUCACUGGGUAGACAAGUGCCGGACAUACCGUCUAGGUGUAGUGUGCACCGUCCUGGGAUUUCUCGGAUAUGUCCUGGCAUUCAGCCUGCCCUCCUGGAGCCACGUGUUGGUAUAUUUUGGCGAUAUAGACACUGUACAGUAUGAUCAAGGGGAGUAUGUGAAUGGAGGGCUAUGGCUGCACUCGUGUGAAGGGUUGUCCAACUGCCAACCAUUUAACGUUACACAGCAGACAGUCCUGUUUCACUCAGUGCGAUCUUUGGCCAGUGCAACUCUCCUGUUGUUUGUUAUAUCGCUGGUCCUUAUACCAAUAUACAACUUCACCGGCUACUCCAGAUGGCUACAGAAGGAACCUGUACUUGUCUCAAUAUUUCCUCUUGUCUCAGGAUUGGUUGGGGCAACAGCAUGUAUUACAUACAUUUUCUGUCAAGAAAUCAAGUCCCUCUACUGGGGUGUGGGUGUAGGAUGUGCCGGAAGUGCCAUGGCUCUCUAUGGAGGGAUGUUCAUGCUGGCUGGACUCCGGAAUGACAAUCAGUGUCGACGAACAAGAAGAACAAGGCGGAGAAGAAAUAACUCAACCGACAAUUUUUCUGCAGUACACCAGUGUAGUGCAAUGGACGGGAACAGCGUGGUAGCGCCCUUUACCUAUUUGCGACCUGCUGGGUCUCAGACUAGUGUGCUGGUGUCUCGCCCGGACCCGCCAGCUCCCUACUCCCUCCCCUACCACCACCCGGACCAAGGACCAUCUGUGCACCCCUCAGCCCCACCAUACAUCGAUCCUGUGCCCCAAACUUCGCUCUUUGCUGACCAACAUUAAUGUCUAUAGCUGUAUAUGUCAUGCAGGCAGAAUAACUUAAUAUCAGUGUAGUGAGGGAGUGAUUUUAGAUUUACGCCGCUUUUAGCAAUAUUCCAGCAAUAUCACGGCGGGGAAAACCAGAAAUGGGCAUAACAGAUUGUACCCAUGUGGGCAAUCGAACCC